Molecule: messenger RNA, 449 nt
Organism: Coregonus clupeaformis (lake whitefish)
Lineage: Eukaryota; Metazoa; Chordata; Actinopteri; Salmoniformes; Salmonidae
Product: calglandulin-like
Exons: 4
Coding region: 1-432 (143 amino acids)
Cellular component (GO): cytoplasm
Molecular function (GO): calcium ion binding
Source: RefSeq, a predicted model, not a curated record
AUGUCGGUGUACAUCUCCUCAAAUGCUUUAUCACAAGAACAGAUCACUGAGUAUAAAGGUGUUUUUGAAAUGUUUGAUGAGGAAGGAAAUGGAACAGUGAAGACACAGGAGCUGGAGCGACUGAUGAACUUUAUGGGAAUCAAUCCCACCAAGAGAGAGCUCCUUCAGAUGGCCAAAGAUGUGGAUAAAGAUGGCAAAGGUACUUUUAACCGUGAGAGCUUCCUGGGUUUGAUGGCAUUGGUCCACGAAAGCGCGAAGGGCCAAGAUGCUGUGCAACGAGCUGCUUUCAAGGUGUUUGACGAAGAGGCCAAGGGAUAUAUUGAGUGGAAUACCCUGAAUUUCUGCCUGGAGAGUGUGUUCUGGUGUGCUCAAUGCAUUCCCAAUGCUUCAGCAGACCUCAGUCCAGAGAGAGACAACCAGUGGCUGUUAUGACACACAUGAGAGACUGA